GGAGAGCGCGAGUAAAUAAGCAGGAGUGAAAACCAGAACACACGGAGCAGUAUCAGCAGCAGCACACAUCACAGAAUGCAGAAUUGAUUUUACUCGGAACGGUCGAUCCUGCAGAAGUGUGUAGUGAAGAAAAUUUUGCUGCCCUCAAAAGAGUAACCUAGAACUGCUGGAAAUAAGAAAUUCGGACAAGUCGCGUGAUGUCGUACUUCCACGGCCCGGUACGGAUCGCGAUCGAGUAGUACGGGACAUGGCUACAAACUAGAUUUUCACUGGGACAAUCGCAUGAAAAUUUGCCAAACUCUGCAGAACGAUCUAACCUGCAGGAAAAAGCGAAUAAACGGCGCAGCCGAUUCACUAGAACCGUGUUAGGAAGUAUCGGAUAAAAUCUGCCAAAGGAUUGCAGAUUCUGCUGCGUGCAUUUUUGUGUUCUUCCUGCAAGUGCAAUCGGUAAACGUGACCAUUGAUAGAAGAUUGAAACGCGUUUGGAGAAUUGAAGCCACUAGUUAGAGGCGAGCUGAGGCGAGGAUCAAAGGAAAAUUAUCCAAUUUUCGAAGAAUUUUCCUUCCCCAGUUCCGAAGCUGUAUGAGUGAGUCAGUGUCAGUGUGAGUGAAUGUGCCCCACAAAAUUAGUGUGUGCCGAGUUUGAGCCCUUUCUGCCAAGUGGUGCUUUCUGGGUGACGAAGUCAAAUCAGCGGAGAGAAGGAGAGCAGAAAGGUUGUGUCCUAAUAAUAUAAAGCAAUCGUGAAUCCUCCAGUUGUAGGAAGCAAAGGAAGAAUGCCAAAAAAUAUGUAUAUCUGAAAAAGGAGGGGGGUAAGGAAUCCAGAAAGAGGACAGCCACUCCGGAUAAUAAAGGAUUAAAAUUAAACAUCCGUUGGGCGCUUGCCAGCAAACGGAUAAUUCGGCUGGCCAUCGUCGGACGGAACCGUGCAGUUGCAGAGAGUAUCAACGGCAUCAGCGGAUCUCGUUGGGAGGUAGAAGGGGGGUUUAAUAUUAGUGUGUGGAAAUUGAAAACGCCGAGCCUGAUGACAAUAGUAAUCGUUAUGUCAGCAGCACUCCGCCCUGUCUCCCUCGUCAGCCAUGGGUGGAUCUAGUUUAUCGGGUCGCCGACGGAUUCAGACUCUAGCGACGACGGCGUCUGUCGAGCUCGUGUGAAAAACUCUGGAGCACUCGAAAGGACGAAAACUUCAACUAUCUCUUUUUGUGCAAUGAAUGUUUUUCUGGUAUAAGGCAAGCAGCGUCUCAAAGCGAGGCGCUUUCCACAGAGGACGGAAGGCAAAUGGGUCCUAAGAAAGGCAAGAAGGGCAGCAGUCCGAGGCAUCGAACUGGUCCGCCACCACCCGGUCCCUCAUCGUUAUUCAUUUUCGCCGAGGAUAAUUUCAUUAGGAAAGCAACCAAAUUUAUCAUCGAAUGGCCGCCCUUCGAGUACGGUGUACUGUUGACAAUCAUCGCGAACUGCGUUGUGCUAGCUCUAGAGGAGCAUCUGCCCCAUGGCGACAAAACGGUACUGGCCCAGAAACUCGAGCUGACGGAGAGCUACUUCCUGUGUAUCUUUACGGUCGAGGCGGCACUCAAGAUCGUCGCACUUGGGCUGGUGCUGCAUGCCGACUCUUAUCUGCGCAACAUCUGGAAUAUGAUGGAUUUUUUCGUAGUGUUCACGGGGCUCGUCACGUUGCUCCCUCUUCCGCUCGAAGUAGAUCUCAGAACGUUAAGGUCGAUUCGUGUGUUGCGACCUUUGAAAUUAGUUUCUGGAGUUCCUAGUCUACAAGUUGUACUGAAAUCCAUCAUCAAAGCUAUGGCCCCGCUGCUACAGAUCGGUCUCUUAGUCUUGUUCGCAAUCGUUAUAUUUGCAAUUAUAGGAUUAGAAUUUUACUCUGGUGCUUUGCACAAAAGUUGUUACAGCUUAGAAAAUGCCUUUGAAAUUGUUGAAGAAGGCGACAUGCCGACGCCUUGUUACGACGACGACGACACGAUGAACGUCGAACUGCCAGCCGGAGUGCAUCUGUGCAACCACAACGAGAGUGCAUGCAUUGAACAGUGGGAAGGCCCCAACUAUGGCAUCACGAACUUUGACAACAUCGGCUUCGCCAUGUUAACCGUGUUCCAGUGCAUCACGAUGGAGGGUUGGACGUCAACCAUGUAUUGGACCAAUGACGCAUUAGGCUCAACAUUUAAUUGGAUAUAUUUUGUGCCUUUGAUCAUUAUUGGUUCAUUUUUUAUGCUCAACUUAGUUCUCGGUGUUCUCAGCGGCGAAUUUGCACGAGAACGAGAAAAAGUCGAGAAUCGCCAGGAAUUCUUGAAACUUCGUCGCCAACAGCAGUUGGAGAAGGAGCUGAACGGAUUCGUCGAAUGGAUCUGUAAGGCGGAAGAGAUUAUCCUGGCUGAGGACCGGACCACCGAAGAGGAACGGAUGUACAUAAUGGAGGCUCGCAAAAAGGCCGCUGCUAAACGGAAAAAGCUGAAAAACCUCGGCAAAUCCAAGUCUUCCGAAACCGACGACGAGGAGGUCACAACUGAGUCGGGGGACGAAGGUAUUCUGAAAAAGGAGAAGAAACCGGCCAAAUCUGGCUUCUGGCGAGCUGAAAAGCGAUUACGGUACUGCAUCAGACACACGGUAAAAACCCAAUGGUUUUACUGGUUCGUGAUAGUACUAGUGUUUCUGAACACCAUCUGUGUAGCGGUCGAACAUUACGGACAGCCAAAUUGGUUAAAGCUAUUUUUAUACUACGCCGAAUUUGUGUUCCUAGGGUUAUUCAUGUUCGAGAUGUUGAUCAAGAUCUACGCGCUCGGACCCCGCAUCUAUUUUGAGUCGGCUUUCAACCGGUUCGAUUGCAUUGUUAUCGCUGGUUCAAUCUUCGAGGUGGUUUGGUCUGCCUACAAAGAGGGUUCCUUCGGUAUUUCCGUGCUACGAGCCCUGCGGUUGCUACGUAUAUUCAAGGUCACCAAGUACUGGUCCUCGCUACGUAACUUGGUUAUCUCUUUGCUCAGUUCAAUGCGUUCGAUUAUCUCGUUGCUGUUUCUGCUCUUUCUGUUCAUACUGAUAUUCGCGCUGCUCGGCAUGCAGCUCUUCGGAGGACAGUUCAUCCUACCAGAAGGCACACCACCGACUAACUUCAACACGUUCACCAUCGCACUACUCACUGUGUUCCAGAUCCUCACCGGUGAGGAUUGGAACGAGGUCAUGUACCUCGGCAUAAACUCACAGGGCGGACACGACAGCGGCAUGAUCUACUCACUCUACUUCAUUAUCCUGACACUGUUCGGCAAUUACACCCUGCUGAACGUAUUCUUGGCUAUCGCUGUCGAUAACUUAGCGAACGCACAAGAACUGACCGCAGCAGAAGAGCAGCAGCAGGAACGAGACAAAGAGAAACAGCAGAUGGAACUGGAGAAGGAGAUGGAAGCACUGCAAAAAGCAAAAGACGGCACUCCCACUACGGAAGAAGCGGAGGCAGAAAAGGAAAAAGAGGUCAAAAAAGAGGAGAAGAACGAAGAAGAGGAUGAGGAACAACCGGAAGGUCCGAAACCUAUGCUCCCAUAUUCAUGUAUGUUUGUCUUCUCGUCUACAAACCCAAUGCGUCGUGCAGCGCAUUGGGUGGUCAACCUGCGGUACUUCGAUUUUUUCAUCAUGAUCGUUAUCUCACUGUCAUCGAUUGCGCUGGCCGCAGAAGAUCCGGUACAGGAGGAUGCACCCCGGAACAUCGUUCUCAACAAUCUGGAUUAUGCCUUCACCUGUGUCUUCACGAUCGAAAUGUUGCUGAAAGUUAUCGAUUUGGGUGUGAUUCUACACCCGGGAAGCUAUCUGCGCGAGAUAUGGAACAUCAUGGAUGCCGUUGUCGUCGGAUGUGCAGUUAUCAGUAUUGGAUUCGACAUCAGUGGAAGCGAUGCGGGGGCAGAUUUGUCAACGAUUAAGUCACUCCGGGUGCUGCGAGUUUUGCGCCCACUGAAAACCAUCAAGCGAGUGCCGAAGCUGAAGGCGGUCUUCGAUUGCGUCGUUGGCUCGCUGAAGAAUGUCAUCAAUAUCCUCAUCGUAUAUAUACUGUUCCAGUUCAUUUUCGCCGUCAUCGCAGUGCAACUGUUUAACGGAAAGUUCUUCUAUUGUUCCGAUGAUAGCAAGCACAACAGCAUCGAUUGCAAAGGAUCAUACUUCGUUUUCGAUGAAGUGGACGGACUGCCACGGGCGGCCAAACGCGAAUGGAAGACUCAAUACUUUAAUUAUGAUAAUGUAGCAACCGCCAUGCUGACGCUGUUUGCUGUGCAAACCGGAGAGGGGUGGCCACAAGUCCUCCAGAACUCAAUGGCCGCUACCUACGAGGAUCAGGGACCAAUUCAAAACUUCCGCAUCGAAAUGUCCAUCUUCUAUGUUGUUUACUUCGUAGUGUUUCCAUUCUUCUUCGUGAACAUCUUCGUUGCCUUGAUUAUCAUCACAUUCCAGGAACAGGGCGAGGCAGAGCUGCAGGAUGGCGAGAUUGACAAGAACCAGAAAUCCUGCAUCGACUUCACGAUCGGCGCGAGACCGCUCGAGCGUUACAUUCCAACGAAACAUUCCGGCUUCAAGUACACCGUGUGGCGAAUCAUCGUUUCAGCCCCAUUCGAGUACUUCAUCAUGACACUGAUUGUGUUCAAUACGCUACUGCUGAUGAUGAAGUGUCACGACCAGAACAAAAAGCUAGAGAACUUCAUGAAGUACCUCAAUAUGAUAUUCACCGGAAUGUUUAGUGUGGAAACGGUUCUCAAAAUUAUCGGAUUUGGUGCGAGGAAUUUUUUCAAAGAUGCUUGGAAUGUGUUCGAUUUGAUUACCGUUAUCGGCAGUAUAGUAGAUGCACUCAUUUUACUGCUCUGGGAAAAUUCCUUCAACGUUGGUUUUCUGCGACUAUUCCGCGCUGCCCGUUUGAUCAAACUGCUCCGUCAGGGUGAUACGAUCCGAAUUCUGCUGUGGACCUUCGUACAAUCCUUUAAAGCACUGCCCUACGUCUGCUUGCUGAUAGCAAUGUUGUUCUUCAUCUACGCCAUCAUUGGAAUGCAGGUUUUCGGCAAUAUAGAACUGGACCCUGAUACUGCCAUCAGUCGUCAUAAUAAUUUCAGAUCGUUUCUUGAUGGUUUGAUGCUAUUAUUUAGAUGCGCAACUGGAGAGUCAUGGCCAAAUAUUAUGUUAGCAUGUUUGAAGGGCCGACCCUGUGACCCUCGAGCAAACAAACCGAACGAAACAUGCGGAUCGACGCUGGCUUACGGAUACUUUGUAUCCUUCAUCUUUUUCUGCUCGUUCUUAAUGUUGAACUUGUUCGUCGCUGUCAUUAUGGACAAUUUCGAUUACCUGACGCGUGACUCCAGUAUUCUGGGUGCUCAUCAUCUGGACGAGUUUGUAAGGAUUUGGGCAGAGUACGAUCCGUCUGCUUCUGGAAAACUGCACUAUACAGAGAUGUAUGACAUGCUAAAAAAUAUGGCACCACCUCUUGGAUUCGGGAACAAAUGUCCAAACAGACUUGCUUACAAGAAAUUGAUCCGAAUGAACAUGCCAGUGGACGAAGAAGGGAGGGUAAGCUUUACGACGACAUUGUUUGCGUUGAUUCGGGAAAAUCUUAGCAUUAAGAUGAGACCUGCCGAAGAAAUGGAUCAAGCAGACAGCGAACUUCGCCAAACCAUCAAGCAAAUAUGGCCCAUCCAAGCAAAGAAGAUGAUCGACCUCUUGGUACCCCCGAGGAGCAUGUUGAACAAGGGAAAAAUGACCGUCGGAAAGCUUUACGCCGGGAUAUUACUGCUGGAAACGUGGCGGAAUAAUAAGUGUUUGCAGCUGGAGUGUGACGCGCCCGAUCUUCAGGAUAGGAAAAGCCACGAAAUACAGGAAGCCUACAUCGACGAUGGCCAUCUGCACCCUAACCAUGACAAUCGAAAUGGCAACAGACGAUCGCCUAGUAUACAACGUGGUUCGGCACUGGAGCGAUCGCCGAGUCCUCGACAUUUGCAUCAUGACAUUGGGUUCUCGGAGACGGUAUCCAAUGUGGUGGAAAUCGCACGUAGGGAUCACCUAAUCGGUAGGCACCAGUAUGGGCGCUAUAGAUACGGUAGAGGUUCCUGGUCCGUAGCCACCAGCCCAGCACGAUCACCCUCGCCCACGCGUUUGGAUACCCAGAUAAGCGCACAUCAUCGGUACAACCGGAGGAUACAUCCCUAUGGGACUACCAGUCUGUGCCAGCGAUCGCGAUCCCCAAGUCCGGCACGGUUACAAGAACUGAGGGAAAGAGAACGCGAGCGCUAUCGGGAGGAAAUCGUGUCUCGCCCAUACAUCCAGCAUACGUAUCCAGUAUUACAAUCACACAGAGAUUUCGGAAGAAGACUGCCACCAAGACCAAUUAAACCAACAACCCUACAGUUAAAGCAAACUAAUAUUAAUUUUCCGCGAUUAAAUGCAAGCCCUACGCAUAAUCUUCAUUUAUCCUUAAAUACCCACUCGCUGCCAUACGGUGUUCACUCGUUGCCGAACUCACGUGGCGAGAUAUCACGUGAUCCCCGAAUAUACCAUCACACGGAGAGCGAACGGGAUCGGGAAAGGGAGCGGGAGCGAUUACGCGAGCGGGAGCGUGAUUACGGCUCGCGGUAUGUAUUUCGAGACACCGAACGAGAACUGUUCGAGAUCGAGCGGGAGCUGGAGCGAGCUCGAGACUCCGCGAGAGAUACAGAAUACGAAAGGGUCGAACCCCUCUCGUACGAGCAUCUGUACAACCUGGGUCGAACUGGCGGCAGCACGUUCGGUGCCUCGACCCUGAACGGAUUUAAACCCAAGGUAGGCAUGCAUUCUAUCUAUUCUGAAUCGGACGAAGGUGACUGGUGCUAGCACAGGUUGGAGGAUGAAUCACUCUCCAGAGCCAACAGUGUAACUGACGCCAACACGAGCCACUCUAUACGUCCGGAAGACAACCAGGCCGAAGGAAAGCUAUGCACUCAAUCAUCCAGAGAAGACAAAGACGAAAACUACAACAAUCAUUUCGAUGACAAAGACUUCAGUGAGAGCAGCAAGGAGAAGCCUCCGGCGACAACGCAAUCUACUCAAAAUAGUGCUUGUAGAGAUAAUUAUAAAUACCAACUCAUCGUCGCAAUCAUUCUAUUCGUCAUCGAAUGAUGCUAUUUCGCAAACGAUUCUAGUGAGAUAAACGCCAAGCAACUAUCAGCAACACCAAAAUUGAACAUCAUUUACAUUUGCGGAGUGGAAUCCAUUGCAAAUAUGUUCUCAUGCUUGGAGAGCAGUGAUAAACGAAGCCAAUGUUGUAUAAGUUCGAUAUCUAGGAUGUUACAAUUUACAUUCUUUUUUCAAGCGGAGUGACCAAUCGGGCUUUCAAAACUACUUGAAAAUAUUCCAUCCACAUUGAAUAUAACAAAUACGCGAGAAUCAUUAAGAUAAGCGAACUUUAAGCUGACAAAGAAUAUUCGACGAAAUCAAGCUAAUGACUUCAUUUAUCUAGCUAGCACUGAUGAACAAUUAAUAUCAAUUCAAAUUUUUCGUUAAAUUUGGCGACGAUAUUAACGUGAAAGAGCAAACUUUUAAAUCUCUCGUAACCUAAGGUAGUUCAAUAAAACAAUUUAAGAGUUCAUCUAAACGCGAACAGAAUUAAUAUAGUUUUACGGAAUUGUUGCCGCUUAUUCUUAUCAAAAACCGAAACGGAAAAAAAUGGGAUGUGUUCGAACGCUUGCAAUCGACGGAAGUUUUCCGUGCUAGGAUGGCAACCGCGUGGUGAAUUUAACCAGUACGCGUUAAUUUUUAGGAUUCUCACUCUUCUCUCCAAAACACCCAAACAAGUUAUGUCGAUAAUAGUCUAUCAUAGUUCAUCGCCUCACGAUAACACGAAGAUCAGAUCAGAACCUAGUCGUCUUUAUCUGUUCAAGCUUUAGUCCGUCGAAGUAGCUGUAAAUAAUCAAAGCCUGACCGCGAUUGCACUCUCAUUUUUCGCAUCGAACUCUUAUUAUUUGAGUUACUCAGAACUAGCAAUGAUAGAAUAGCCAAGUUUUUGACUGUACGUUUAAGGGGGUUGUGCACAAAUGAAAUCAGAUAAAAGAACAGUAGGAUAUUAUACGGACUUUCACGGGAAUUGAGUAGUGGUUUGGACGAACUCACAUAGAGAAGAUCUAUUUUUAGACAGGUACAAAUAUUUUUUGGGUGUUCGAGGAGGGAGUACCCCAUCCUGCGUAACCAGAGUACAGCAGUUCUUCAAUAUAUUGGUUAUAUCUGUCAAAGAUUUUAGCGAAUGGAGUAGUAAUCAAUUUUUCAUCUGUUAACAACGGUAAGCGGGUAAUUACAAAAAAAACUGUUGAACUUUACUUUAGUUUGUUUGCCCAGAUUCUAUAGAUUUUAAUGUGUAGUCGCUAACAUGAAAGCUGAAGCAAUCAUUAGAAUAAUCUUUAAAUAGAGUUCAUGAAACACAACAAAUAGUUUCAACCGAUAAUAUUGUUUCCCAGCAAUGCGAUAACAUCAGAUUUCGAUACAGUUUUAUUACCAUUAUUUUCAUGGUGAAUGGUUCUUAACACAUUGAGCAAAUUCGUACUCCUGAAUUCGGAAACCAAUUCAUUGUUAUGUGUUAUUAUUGAAAAAGAAUCAAAAUCAUUGACUGGGACAGAUAUAUAUAUAUAUAGAAGCCUCAAUUUGCUAAGAUUAUACAUUUCCAAUAUUUCAUGAUAAAUUCUGCAACGAAACCAUAGUGAUUGAGGCAUUCGUGAUGUGAAGAUCUUAAAAGGUUAUAAUAUUUUUCAAAAUACUUAAGCCAUAACUUAUGAAGAUAUGAAUAAAUAUUCGAACUGCUAUGAGUGCUGAUCAAUGAAAUGGCUGUGUCAUAAAAAAAAAACAUUUUUUCGAUGUUCUCUUACUCUAUACUUAUUUAUUACUACCAGCUUCCAAAAACAAAAAAAAAGUAAUUUCAUAUUGAAUCUUAGUGCAGAUAUAUCCAAUGUUUUAGAUACUUUUUCUUAAUUUAUUCCUAUUUUUUUACAAAUUGAACAAUUUGAAACAUAUUUCUUCCUGAGAAGCAUUUAACAAAACAUUUAUUUUUCGUCGUUCCAGAAACCGUCAGCUCAUCAUUCUAUUAUUCAUAAGAUUGAAAGUGUUUAUUACUGAGCAUUUUGAACGCUCAAGCUUUCUUGUAUAAGGUUCUGACAGUUUUUUGCACGAACCCUGUUCCCAUUUGUUUGGCUGUCAAAUUCAAUUUCCGCUUGAAAUUAUUCAAUCCAAUUUACAUUUUCCUUGUUUACUUUUAUGGACCAACUUCAUUUAAUAACAUUUAAUAAUAAUUAUAACAUAAUCGUCAAAAAUCUGACAACACUACUCAUUAUCGUUUGUGUUUGACGUUUGCUUAGCGUGAGCACGUAGAAUUUACCCGUUCAUAAAUAUUUAAAUUUCUCCCGUGUCUCAACAGUUCUCAUCAUCGUUAACAGUUUACUGUGAUUGCUUGGUAAGUGUUUCGCAGUUGAUUAAAAAUAUAAUCAAGUGUAAUGUAAUUUUCGUCCAAAAAAUUACAAAUUAAAGUGUCUGAAAUUUGAAUUUAAUCUGUCCGAAAUAUGAUUUAGUGUCCGAAGUUUGAUUCUUAUUCGCUUCAUUUGAAAAGCAUUUUAUUCGAUGAUUUUUUAUGUUUUCAAUCAAAUAGGUACCAUAGUAGAAAGCUUCAAAGCAUAUUGAACUAAUUUAUUGAGAAUAUCAACCAAAUAAUACUUGUGCAUAAUGUUAUUAUAUGUUUUCUGCAUCAAAUGCCUUAAGCGUCCGAAAUAUGAUUCAGAACGGUACUCAAGCAAGACGGGAAUUUGUGAAUAAUUUAUAAUCCGUAGCAAUAUAAGAGCAAUAUGAAAGAGCAUAACAAGAGACACUUUGCAAAUAAGCGCGCAUUAACCCAUUGCGCAUACUUUGCCACAUACACAGCCAAGGUUACAUGUUCACGUUGUUCAUGCUCUCCUGUUUACUCUUAGAAAACACCUUCCAUGUAUACUUUCAAGAUCCAACUUCAUUUUAUAAUGUGUUCUAAUGUAUUCUCACGCAUUUUUGUGAUAGCACUAGUGGUUACGUGGAUAACGUGGCCAUGUAAAACAGCUUUAUAUUCAAGUCGGGCUUGGUUCGAUCCCUGCUUCGCAUCGUUUGGACUUUUUUUUGGGUACAAUUCCAAGCUGACGUUCAGUCUGAGAGAAUGAGAGAUCUGCUCCAUACAUACAAAUAUUUUAAUACUUGUGAAAAAGAUGAUUUUAUUUCCGCAUUUCACCCUACAGCUCCUAAAAAGCAUUUUUUCUUCCAACGCUAGCUUGAGUGUGCGAUUUAAUACACCCUUAGCUUGAUUCAGUUCAAUUUUCAAAGGCCUUCCUCAUUGGAAGCGUUUGGAAUUUGUCCAGACUUUAAUAUAUUCAACAGAAAUAGAAAAAUUAUUCCAUAUCUUCGAUAUAUCGCAGACUAUAAUUUUUUGGAAUAAUUACUUUAAAAGGUGUUCAACGAAAGCUUCACCAUUAGAGCAAGAGAAACAACAAUAAAAAAUGGUUUGACAGAUUUCGAGGGAGUUUUGUGCAAGAUGUGGUUCAGAUCUAAGUCGAGACCUGCCAAUGGGCAAACCGUUCAUGAACUGUUCGAAAGAACUAGUUCACCAAAAAUAGUGAACAAACGGUCGUUCUUUUUUACUGGACAUACAGUUCAUAUGAACGGUGUAUACAGUUCAGAACCAGUUCAGAACGAACUGUGAACGAACGAAUGAAAAGUGAAUAGUCCUUAAAAUGACAAAUGAAAACAAACAAAAGCAAAAAUUGUAGUUUUCAGAAUAGAACGCUAAUAAAUAGCUAGCAGCAUUUGAGGAUACAUUGGGUUUUGAAUUGAAUUGUUUAUCAAAUAAAGUUUUAACUUCAUAAUUCGAAGUUGAGAACAAAAUGAUAAAUUUUUCAGUAAGCUUAUAUGCUUAUCUACUUUACCAGGAAAAGACCCUUAAAAGCAAAAAUACUUUAACAGUCUUGUUAAACGGUAAGUUUGUUACUGAUUUGAUAUAUUUUUCAUAUUAUAUCGUGCACGAUAAUUUUUAAAUGUUCGUGUUUUGGCACAGCGUUUCUAUACCAUUUGUUGCAGCACAAAUGCCGCAUCCUAUGAAAAGAGCUUAUUUAUGCUGAAAAAAGUAAAUCACAUGUCAUUCGGCGAAGAGUAAGAAGCCAGCUGUCAGGACUCGUCUCAGAUUCAGAUAAACGAUCUUGUAAAAUUUAGAAACCGACAAAUCGAUUUCGAACCACUUUCUGUUCAAUUCGGACCGCUGAACGAAAAUGAUGACGAUUAUUCAAGAAGGAUUCACAAUAAAUUCCUUCCAAACGAAUUUGAGAAAUAUAUUGUUCUGUGUGCAGAGAAAAAGUUGAAUUAAGUGGAAGAUAUCCGCCCGAUUCAUAACACUUCUUCAAUUCCAUUUUUUAUUAAAUACGCUUCAUGCAAUAUACAGCGUCAUCUAAUUUUAGAGAAUAUCUUUAAAGUUGAAGAAUACGAAUAUUGGAAGAAAAUAUCAUAACAAACAAUAAAACUAGAGGUUCAAAAGCUUCAUUGUUGUAAGAUAGUAUAAUUCUGCUUUUCUAUUCUUCAAUUCCAUCUCAUUUCAUCGAUAUUCACUGCUCCCACAUCUUUCUUCAAAACAUUUUAACAUCGUUUCAAAUAAUUCCAAUGAAAAAGUUAUAAACAAAUGAAUCGUACAAAAGAAUAAUACCUUUGGUACGAUUCAUUUGUUUAUAACUGUGGUUACGUCUCCAAAAGUAGAACACCUAACGGAGUUUCUUAUCUUUCACUAUAUCAGUAGGAUAAUAAAAGAAGAGAAAGGAAGGAUAGAAAGCCAGUGGUCUUGUCCUAUAUCAGAUUCAGUGUAUUCAAGCAAAAUCUACAAUCGGCUUUCACACACCCAUUUGAUUGAUCAGUAAUUCAGUCCAAUCCAGACUAUUAGUUUUCAAGCAGCACGAGCCUUCAUAAUAUCAACGCUUAUGUGCUGAAGUAUUUAAAUACUUAACACUUGUUUCGUAAAUUCAAGUUAUUCAACAGCAAGCGGAUUUUAUCAUAUUUACAUUCUUAAUUUCUCACAAUACCUUAAAAGCUACCACGUAAGCUGUGUGGUCGGAAUGAAUAGUAAAUAUUUUCAAAUAGACAUUGCACUCCGCCUAUUCUACUGUUAUUCUUUUUGAGUAAAAUACACUACUCACACAUAAGAAAUAAAACACAUUAAUAAUACUAGCUUAUUUGAGAGAUUCGAUUAUUCAAAACUGUUGAGAAUUAGUACUUUAUUAAUAUUUGUACAAACAGCAAUAUCGUCAUUUCAAGAUAAAGCUUUAAUUACCCAAUGUAAAGGUAUAGAAGAAAAAGAGUAAGGGAACCCGAUCAUAGUAUAACAAAGUUAAAUUAGAUUUUAAACCAAAAUUUCGUUGAACAUUUACGCCGAAUAGAUGAAUACAGUCAAAUAGAGUUGAAUCCGUAUUCAUUAUUGAUAUUUAAUUUUACACAAUAAACAUAAACUGCAGCUUGCAUUGAAGAGUUUUGAUGUUUUAUUGUUUGGAAAUUCUAGUCAAAUAUACUGUUACGUUAAAUUGUUUCUCCAACUUUAGCGCAAAUUGGUAGGAACCGAGUACGAAAACGCAAAAAAAACAAAUGCUGUUAAAAUCUGUUUUAUACAACGCGGAUUGAGAAUAGAUAUCUGUGUAGGGGGUGUAGAUUAUAUCAUAUGCAUUUAAGGUUAUAACAAAACAACGUGAUACAUUACAAGUUUAGUGAAGUUAUUCUUGAAACGCGGUAAAAUAACAGAGUCAUACAAAAGAUUCAAAAUAAAUUAUAUAAGGUCGCAUAUUUCAUUCCACGACGAAUAAUCCGAAGAAGGAUCCAAUUCAAACUAGUUUAAAAAAAACAAUAAAUUUAAAAACUAACUUUAGACGCGCCGACUGUACAUACUAAACCACAAAACAAACAGUUUAAACAAGUUUUUACUCAACGGUUCAAAGUUUUAGAUACUCAAAAAAGUAACGCCGCCUCUGACAUUGUGACAUUUUGUCAGAAAACACAAUCAUGCUUUAACGGAAGAUUGAUAUAAUAUUCGAUUACGUUCGAGACUUCAGAUCGAUCGAACCAAUUAGUUGCGUUUCUUCGUACAGAAACGAAACAAGGUCUGCCUUCAUUAUUCUCAUAAGUCUGUAAAUACGAACGAAUAUAUCCAAAUUGAAAUCAAUUCAGUAAGGUACGUUUUUCUCAUGCGAAUAGCUGCACGCAAACAAACAGAAAUUACAAAUGUAAAUUCUUCCCAUUCUACACGAACAGGCAUGUAUCUUUAUUCACAGUUCACUGUAAUAGUAAUAGCAAACACUAGCGUCACACUUUCCAAUUUUCCCUAAUCCCAGUUCCCUUCCAAGCAUUCGUCAAGUACGUAAGAUAUUUGAAAGAACGAAUGAAAAAGAAAAACGAGAAAAUACCAAACUGCCACUAAUCUUACUUUUACAAAUAAAAACAUAGUAAAUCAACUUAACAAAAAAAACAGCUCGAAACGAUGGAACAUAUUUAUACUUGAGCCGAUUCCUAACCAACAAGAAACCACGAAAAGUAAUCACGAACAUACACAAACACAAAUGCGCGUGCGUGCGUAGGAGCAAUUUAUCAUUACACAAAACUAAACACAAAUGCAAACAAUACCGACAUCCUUUCGAGUCGCGUACCAAUGAGUGAAAUCUUUAACGAAAUACUAGCGGUUCCCGGAAGUAGAACCCAAGCAGAAAACCAACUGUGAGAAAAAUUGCAAUGGAAAAACACACGAAAUACAAAAGACAACAAAAACAUUGUGAUGUUUAUUGCAAGAUUUACGUCAAAUAAAAAAAACCAAUUACCGAAAACGAAUCGUGUGAAUGAAAGCGAUUUCAAGGCACCAUGCUGCUCGAUUAAAGUUCGGCGAGUUUCUAUUCCGUAAGGCCACGGGCGGUGGUCGAGUUUAGGUUCAGACAAGUAGUGAUUGUAAUUAGGAAAACAAUAUAAAAACAAAGUGAAAUCGAAGAGGAAGCAUUAUUCGCACAUUUGUACAUUUGUACAUUUGUACAUUUUGUAUUUCGCAGUGUAUAUUCGAAAAAAAUAUAUAAUAAAGAAAAAAAGAAACGCAUUGAAAUUACGUUGCAUUCAGAGAAAUUAAAAAUAUGAGAAUGUUUAGUUGCAGUUUUUGAAAAAAAAAAUGGUCCGAAUAUUCUUGUAAAACUAACGAACGGCAUCGAAACGAAUGAAAAUCUAUGAAAAAACGGUGAAAAAACGAAUGACUUUCGGGUCAAAGUCCAUUAUGAAUUAAUAAGGAGAUGGAUUCGCAUUAUUGUUUUACUUCAGUCAGCGAGCAGUCAACAGUCUGUCUUGAGAUUUUGAAGAUUUUCGUGAUUUUUGAGUCACCCUGUACUACAGUAAAACUUUCGCAUGACAAAAUAUAAACAAAAACAGAAAUCACUACUUUGGGACAAAACGGACAAUGGUGGACUUAUGUUUUAUGAAUUAUGAUAACAUAUCCCACAAAUUAUCAUUUCAUCAAUUCUCGAGAUCAUUCAGAAGAAAUGGCUACGAUUCUUCGGACAGGACCUAAACAGCAAUACUAAAAACAAGUACAUUUGCAAACAAGUACAUAGUGCAUAUCGAUGGCUUGGAAAAUCAAUAUCGUCAAAAACUGAUACCAACAGCUGUUCCUACUGUCAGAAAGGCCAUCGAUUCACAUGCCUCGGGAAAUCAAAUCCGGACGGCUCGCUGAAAGGUUUUGAUCAACACAAACAAGAAUUGAAUCCAGUAAAAACAUCCGCAGAAUCGGCCCAAUUUUCUAAUGGGACUAAACAAGACUAUCCCGAGAGGGAUAUUCCGUCAAAGGAAAUCGGGAGCAGCAUCAUUAACAUAUCUAAUGAAAAACCUAGUGAUUCAGCCGGUUCUGAUUAGAAACGUCGGUUAAUCGUUUUAUUCAUUCAAAUAAUCGAAUAUCUGAAGUUAUAAUCGAUUAAUUUAGUAUCGAAUAAUUUGAAAUCAAAAUAUGAAUACAUCGAAUAAUUGUCACUGUAAUUGCGAUCAAUGAAAGAAGGAAUCUUUCUCAAGGUUAAUGCAUUUUUAGGCUAAGAAUUAGGCUAUAGAAUUUUUUUUAUCCAACCAUCUAACAUCGACAACCCGAUAGAUCACGCGACCAGAAUGACUACGUGAUACGUGAUCAUUUCAAGAAAUAAAUAUUCGUUUGAUUGAUCGAAUAUUGAAAGACAAUUAUUCGAAUGAAUCGAAUAUUGAAAAAUGUCCCAACGAUUAAUCGAUAAUCGAAUAAAUGAAAAAUUUAGACAUCACUACCCAGUUUCUUAUAUUUUCGAGCGGUUAUAAGUCCAAUGUCGGUCGAGCGAUGAAAUGUGCUACAAAAGCGCUUGAAUCUAACCCCUCCUUGCCUCCCAGCAAGCAGCACUGCCUAUCGUUUCUGCUAUAAUUAUGAAGAUAACUUGAACAGAGCGAAACGGCAUCACUGCAGCGAUUGCUUUUUCUCUUUCUCUCUAAACUGUCAUUUAAAGCACAACAGAGGAUGAAUCCGAAAUCAAAUUUGAGACAAGUUCAACGAUUCGGAGACAAAAUUGUUGAUAUGUUACGUCGAGGUAUGCAAAGUAGCAGCAAUAGCAGAAAUGUGCGAUAAUGCAGACGACCGAGAAAAUCGUUGUUGUUUUAUGUAAAGAAAAACGAACGGCGAACAUCAUUUCAGAGAGCAGAUACUACUGGAAAUAUCUACGAGGAAAAAAGGGCAGCGAAGCCAAUUUGAUUGAGUUACAAGUUUCUCCUGCCGACGAUGGAUCAAUACACUCGUCUCGUAAUUAACAACAACAAGUUUGUUACGAACAUAACCAAGUUGAAGUCCCGCGAGAACAAACUCAACCAUCGAUACCACCGGAAUAAGGUGUUGCAGCUUCCGCUGUAGUGCACAAAUGCGACAAAGGUUGCGGCGAAGAAAAAUGCAGCUGUUGGGAUUUCACAGAUGAUACAAUUGCUGCGGAUUAUAGAGCGGGCGGAACGCAAACACCAGUUGCAAUAACGCACGAAUUCCUGGACUUCACCGAAAAGGGAAACCUGAUGGAAACCGAUAGCAUUGGAACGGUUGUGCUGGACCCGACGUUUUCACUUUGAAUUUCAGUAAUGUGUUACUUAAUUUUAAUAUGUAGUUGAAAAUGUUUAGCUCCAGAUAGUUCAUAAGAAAUGUUACUUAUUCCGUCUAGCGGAUUCAUAAUGCUAUGUUAGAGUUAAAAAUAAUGUAACAAUAGCU
Molecule: messenger RNA, 16243 nt
Organism: Toxorhynchites rutilus septentrionalis
Lineage: Eukaryota; Metazoa; Arthropoda; Insecta; Diptera; Culicidae
Product: voltage-dependent calcium channel type A subunit alpha-1-like
Exons: 29
Coding region: 1276-6828 (1850 amino acids)
Biological process (GO): chemical synaptic transmission; calcium ion import across plasma membrane
Cellular component (GO): membrane; voltage-gated calcium channel complex
Molecular function (GO): calcium ion binding; high voltage-gated calcium channel activity
Source: RefSeq, a predicted model, not a curated record